Paramormyrops kingsleyae is the source of this 1595-nucleotide messenger RNA. RefSeq names its product heterogeneous nuclear ribonucleoprotein A1-like. Gene Ontology annotation, biological process: mRNA splicing, via spliceosome. NCBI's taxonomy places the organism in Eukaryota, Metazoa, Chordata, Actinopteri, Osteoglossiformes, Mormyridae. Gene Ontology annotation, molecular function: mRNA 3'-UTR binding. Gene Ontology annotation, cellular component: catalytic step 2 spliceosome. The record is from RefSeq and is a predicted model, not a curated record.
UCUUGACACAGCGGGAAUAGAUGACCAAUAGGAGUGCUUGAUGGGCGGGCUUUUCCUUUCUACAUAGCGUACACCGUAGGUGACGAGCGAUCUGUUUUGCGUGAAGUAGGCGAGGUUGUCGGCACGGUAAUUUUAACGCAAAAUGUCGAAAGAGGCACCCCGAGAACCCGAGCAACUCCGUAAGCUUUUCAUCGGAGGCCUGAGCUUUGAGACCACCGACGAGAGUCUGCGGGAGCAUUUCGAGCAAUGGGGGACCCUUACAGACUGUGUGGUGAUGAGGGAUCCAAACACAAAGAGGUCCAGGGGGUUUGGUUUCGUCACCUACUCUUCUGUGAACGAGGUCAACGCGGCCAUGGAGGCACGUCCACACAAGGUGGAUGGUAGAGUGGUGGAGCCCAAGAGGGCGGUUUCCAGAGAGGAUUCGAGUAGACCGGGUGCCCACAUGACCGUCAAGAAGAUCUUUGUGGGCGGGAUCAAAGAGGACACAGAGGAGCACCACCUGCGGGAUUACUUCGAGCAAUUCGGCAAGAUCGAGGUCAUCGAGAUCAUGACGGACAGAGCCAGCGGCAAGAAGAGGGGCUUCGCCUUCGUUACGUUUGAUGACCACGACUCUGUGGACAGGAUAGUCAUCCAGAAAUACCACACAGUGAACGGCCAUAACUGUGAGGUGCGGAAGGCGCUCUCGAAACAAGAGAUGGCCAGCUCUGGCAUGAGCAUGAGGGGCCGUGGGGGUGGUGCAGGUAAUUUUGGCAGAGGUGGUGGUUAUGGAGGUAACGACUUUGGUCGCGAUGGCUACUUCGGUGGCCGUGGUGGCCGCGGCAGCUAUGGUGGCGGAGAUGGAUACAACGGCUUUGGCGGAGAUGGUGAGCUUUGUCCCGACUUUUGCUCCCGUGCCGAGUUGCUGCGAUGCUACGAGAUGUCUGAUGUUGCCGUGAAUAUCUCAGGUGGCUACAACAGCGGCCCCGGCUACGCCGGCAACCGUGGCUACGGCGGAGGCCCGGGUUACGGUAGCCAGGGCGGGUAUGGCGGAAACGGGGGAUACGACAACUACAAUAACGGAGGAGGGAACUUUGGUGGCGGAAACUUUGGGGGCAGCAAUUACAACGACUUCGGCAACUACAACAGCCAGGGCUCCUCUAAUUAUGGCCCCAUGAAAGGAGGCAAUUUUGGGGGCAGGAACAGCGGUCCGUAUGGCGGUGGCUAUGGUGGGUCCAGUGGCGGCGGCGGUGGUGGUGGUGGUGGCGGCGGUGGUUAUGGCAGCAGCUCUGGCCGGAGGUUCUAGGUGAUCUGGAGGACUCAGUACUUAGAAGGCAGCGAGGGAAGGGACAGGCGAGAUGCAGGUUAAACCAUAGAUCUGCUCAGCCAGACUCCACUGGCUGCUUACAGCGGUCUCACCAAGACACGUGCAAUAGCCAGAGCUCAUGUGUGUCUGCUGUCAAGCAGCAUUUUUAUAGUUGCUAUUUGUUUCUGUGAAAAGUAAGCAUUCCAAUACGUUUUUAAAUGUAGACCCUUUUUUGUUUGGCACCCCUUGUGGUGGUUUUAAUGUAACUGCAACCAAUCAAGUGGAAAUAAACCAUCUUUCCGUUUUUUUAUGA